Molecule: messenger RNA, 2661 nt
Organism: Anas platyrhynchos (mallard)
Lineage: Eukaryota; Metazoa; Chordata; Aves; Anseriformes; Anatidae
Source: RefSeq, a predicted model, not a curated record
AUAUGGUGACCCCGACGUGAUACGAACCCCGACGUGCAACCGGUUGGCGCGAGUUAGGCGCGGCGCGAGUUAGGCGCGGUGCGUACGUGCUAGGUACGCGGGUGGCCAUGGGGCCUGGAGUCGAUGAGGUGCGACUCCUGCUUAUCCUCGCCUUGUGCCCUGCAGUGUACGGGGGCUACUGGCAGGAGUAUGCUGUGGGCUACCGGACCGCUCCGCUGUUUCCAACGCCAUACGCUUACAACCUACGGUCUGCUGAGCCAGUACUCAACGGGACACUUCGUGGGUUGUUCCCGCCUGUUACUUGCCAGGGAAGGAAGCUGUCUACCAUCCUUAUCCAUGCCACCGUGCAGGCAGGUAUCAAUCUGACACAUGAAAUACACUUGUCAUCGGACGGCACCACACAUGCGACGGAGGACAGAAAAGAAACUGAUCUGCCAGUGGCGCAAUUGUGCGGCUCCAUUGACAUUUGGGACAAGGGGACAACGGCGGAUGUGACCAUUCCGCCAUGGACAGUUAAGACCAUGGUGCGCAAUCAGUCGGUGGCCUGGUUGUGGGUGGGGCCACCGGGCCAAGCUCCUGCACCGGAGGACUUUUCCUUGGGGAUGUUUGGACUGUAAAUAGCCAUGCGACGGCCCCUUACCAAUCGGUCCGCAUCGCGCAUGUUUCGAACUCUGUUCAUUGGCAUUUACCUAACCCCUAUUGGUUGCUCUGUUCUCAGGAACGUGCUUGGAAGGUGAUUCCAGCUAACACGACACUUGGUUUGUGCUCUAUGGGUCUGCUAUUGUGGCUGCAUCGCACUGCUCGCAGCCCUUGAGCAACCCGAGGAGUCUGUAAAAUUCUGGUGUUAAAAAUGAGAGAUAAAAGGUCAGCUCAGUACACACAGCAAGCAAGGAGCAAUCAAGAGGAAAAUUUAAUGAUAGGGUUAAUUAGAGAUUUCGCAAAAAUGCAGAAUGUGAGUCAAGUGACCGCUUGUUUACCUAUACCUAAAUCUGCAGGUGAUUCUAUACCCUGGGGUAUAAUCACAUCACCGAUACCCCAGAUUGAGAAAAACAAAACAAUCCAAUGUGAAUCAGAAACAGUCAUAGAGACAGAAAGGCUGGAAGGGUUUUAUAGAAAGUGUCAGAUUCGCCUUUAUUCUGGGUGUCAAAAGGAAAGAAAUUACAUAUUUACGGACCUAGACAACGAGGAUGGACGACUAGGGAUGUGUGAGUAUGAUGCACCACGCACACGACAAAAGGAAAAGGUUAUAUGGAAGUGUAAAGAAGGUAACGAGAUAGGAGGAUUAGAGGGUUGGGAGUCAGCAUGGGCAUUAAGUAUACUGCAGAAAUACCAAUAUGGAGGGAAUACUCCUUGGUGUUUGCAGUGGGUAGGAAGGACGAAUAAUGACCAGAGUUUACUAUACGAGACGGCUCAGAGGGAAACUAGUAGUCGGGAGAGGGUAAAGGCAGUCCCGUGGUGGAAUUGUACACAAAUAUUCAAUUGUGAUACUGCUUUAGAAACAAUAUCUCUGCUCCCGGUAAAGAUAGCCCUAGCCACCGGAUGUGCAUGCAGAGGUCUGCAAGUUAACAUGAGUAUAACCAACUGGAAUAUAGCCAGCCAGACUGGUAGGGAAAAGACCUUAGUGAAUUGUAAAUCCUCGACUAUACGAAGCAUGGGACAUUUUGUGUGGGCCGCCAGUGAUGGAACUUGGACGACUCAUUUAAGUUUGGAUGGCCCAGUAAAAGAAAUUACUUUAGGAUUGCCCACCCUUUGCCCGCUUUGGAAAAAAUCUCCUCUCAUAGAGAGAAGGACAAAAAGAGAAGUAAGUGAAGAAGAUGAUAAGUGGCAGGAACCGUCCACUGGGGUAAAGAUAGGAUGGGUGGUAGAAUCGUUGUUUGCCCCGAUAGCCUCCUACCACAACAGGGAGCUGAUAUACAAUUUGAUGGGGCAAGUACAUAGAUUGGCCGACAUAACCAAAAAGGGGUUUAAGGAAUUAAAUAUACAGUUACAAGCCACAACAAGAAUGACCCUGCAGAAUAGAUUGGCCCUGGAUAUGCUUCUGUUAAAGGAACAUGGCGUCUGUGGAUACCUUAAAGAUAAGGUUGGCCAUUGUUGUAUACACAUUCCGAAUGUAACUGCCGAUGUAGAACGUGACAUAUCCCAAAUAGCCCAGGUAGAAGGCAAAAUAAAAGAAGAGCAGCGUGACGCAGAACAGAAUUGGCUGGGGGCAACUCUCGAGGGGUUAGGCUUUCAGCUAGAAGGAUGGCUUAAAUCGCUUUUGCAAACAAUAUUGCUACUGGUAAUAGUAUUCAUUGUGAUAGGGCUGGUAUAUGCAUGUAUUAAAGCAAAAAUAGAUAGAAGCAGUACAAUGAAUCGCAGCAUGCUGACCAUUCUCACCAAGAAUCAUGAAGGGUUCCCAUUGCCACCGCUUGCUCCUGGGACGGAUACUUGUCUCUAAGUAGUUAUGAUUAAAUCACGCUUAGCGUAACGGGUUAAAGGGGGUACAUUACUGCAUAAAGAGGGGGGAGAUGUGGGAUUAUUCUGGGUUGUGCCUGCGUGCACAAAAGGAGGGGUCUGGGGUGCCUGCGAGCACAGUGGGAGGGGUCCUGGGUUCCUGGGUGGGACGUUUUAACACUAUAUAAGAUACUGUCACGCAGCAAUAAAUUGGCUUACGGCACAGAA